AUGACAAUUGCCAAACAUUGGAAAUACAACGAUAACGAAGAUAUUGUGUUGACUCAACUAAAGGGGUUGGUCGCAUCUAACCCCUUCGUCGAGCUCAUUGUCGACGAGAAAGUUGUGUUUAACCCCCAUUCAGAUACAUCUAAAAAGAUCACUGUUAUCAGUGGUGGAGGUGCAGGACAUGAACCAUUGCAUGGUGGAUAUGUUGGAGAGAACUUGUUGGAUGCUGCAGUGAGUGGUCAUGUUUUCGCUUCGCCCUCUACAAAACAAAUCAUGGCGGCAAUUAAGAAAAAGUCAGACAAGUCGAAAGGAACCAUUAUAGUUGUGAAAAAUUACACAGGGGAUGUUUUACAUUUUGGAUUGGUUGCAGAGAGAGCCAAGAGUGAAGGGUAUAAUGUCGAGUUGGUAGCCGUCAGUGACGACGUUGCUGUAGGAAGAGAACAGAAUAAGAUGGUUGGGAGAAGAGGAUUGGCAGGAACCGCUGUGGUGCAUAAGGUAUUGGGUGCAGCUUCAGCCGAGGAUAAUACUGAUUUGAAAACAGUGGCUGAUUUGGGUCAUGCAGUGAAUGAAAACUUGGUGACUUUAGCAGCCAGUUUGGACCGUACUUCGGUCCCCGGCAAAGCUGAACAAGACGUGGAGUUUAACGCAAGCGACGAAGUUGAAUUAGGGUUGGGAAUCCACAAUGAACCAGGGACUAAGAUCAAGCCUAUUCCAAAAUUGGAUGAUUUGAUCAAAGACAUGCUUCAUAAGUUGCUCUCUCCGGAGGACAAAGAUCGUCACUACGUUGACUUUAAUCCCGAUGAUGAAUAUGUGUUUCUUGUGAAUAACAUUGGUGGUACUUCAUCAUUUGAGUUGUAUGCCAUUACUGAGCACGUCUUACAAAACUUGCCCUUGAAGAAAAAACCAAAAAGAAUUUUGGUCAGCGACUUUGUCACCUCGUUCAACUCUCCUGGGUUUUCAAUAACAUUGCUCAAUUUAAGCAACAUCGACAAGAAGAAGAUUGCUUAUUCUGCCAAUGAUAUUUUAAGGUUUUUGGAUUCUCCAACGAAUGCACCCGGCUGGAAGCCUAAAUCAUAUGCACCAAAGUUCUGGGAUGAUCUUCUGAAUAGACAUGUUGAAUCACCAAUGAAGCAUCAAUCAGUGUUGACAUCUGAUUUGAGAGUCGACGCAAAGACUUUUGAAGAACAUCUAAAGAGUGGAUUGGAGAAUUUACUAGAGGAAGAACCAAAAAUCACACAUUAUGACACCUUGGUUGGUGAUGGUGACUGUGGUGAAACAUUGGCAGCUGGGGCUAAUGCAAUCCUUAAAGCUCUUAAGGAUAAUGCACAAUUUAAAGAGCACUUGUCGGAUCCAGUUGCCACACUUUCUCAGAUUACUGAGUUUGUGGAAGACAGUAUGGGCGGAACGUCAGGUGGUAUUUAUUCCAUAUUUUUAACAGCCUUGGUUCAGCAUUUGAAGUCAGCUAAAGAUGUUGAUAACAAGACAAUUGCAAAUGCAUUUUACAAAGCGUUGCACGACGGUUUGUUCAAGUACACCAAAGCUAGAGUUGGAGGUAGAACAUUGGUAGAUACUUUGCAACCAUUUGUAGACACAUUUGAAAAGACUAAGGACUUGUCGAAAGCAGUAGAGGCUGCGGAGAAGGGGUGUCAAGAGACAAAAAAUUUGGAAGCCUCGUUUGGUAGAGCAAGUUAUGUAGACAAAAAGGAGUUUGAAGCGGAAGGUGGAAUUCCUGAUCCAGGCGCCGUUGGAUUGCUUGCUUUAAUAGAAGGGUUUACUAAAUAA
This is a messenger RNA of Lodderomyces margitis, 1779 nucleotides long. It is a transcript of the gene DAK2, whose product is annotated as dihydroxyacetone kinase. The coding region runs from base 1 to 1779 and encodes 592 amino acids. The transcript has a single exon. Gene Ontology annotation, molecular function: ATP binding; glycerone kinase activity. Gene Ontology annotation, biological process: glycerol catabolic process. Gene Ontology annotation, cellular component: cytosol. The record is from RefSeq and is a predicted model, not a curated record. Lineage: Eukaryota; Fungi; Ascomycota; Pichiomycetes; Serinales; Debaryomycetaceae.